This is a messenger RNA of Diospyros lotus (date-plum), 1538 nucleotides long. Its product is annotated as trihelix transcription factor ASIL2-like. Gene Ontology annotation, cellular component: nucleus. The transcript has 2 exons. Gene Ontology annotation, molecular function: transcription cis-regulatory region binding. The coding region runs from base 354 to 1244 and encodes 296 amino acids. The record is from RefSeq and is a predicted model, not a curated record. Lineage: Eukaryota; Viridiplantae; Streptophyta; Magnoliopsida; Ericales; Ebenaceae.
CAAUAAGCCGAGUGGCGGAGAGGGGAGAGAGAGAGAGAGAUGGAGAGGGGGAGAGGGGAACCGGCGAGCGGCGAAAACUCAAAAAAUUUGGACUCCCCCCAUCGAACGUUCAUCGGCGCUCACACGAACAAGCCAAAGACAGUCAACCCAAAUUAGGCCGUCGAUCCAUUCCUUUCCUUUCCAUUCCAUUCCACCGUACUAAAAAUCCCUCACAUGCUUCUCACGCGUCCUCCCAACCCCAAGCCCAACCGGCAGCAAACCCUUUGGUAACCUCUCUCUCUCUCUCUCUCUCUCGUCAAAAUCCUCACCGACGCUCCACCCCCAAUCAGUAACCGACAACUUAAUCGCUUCGUAUGGAGGAGGGCGACGGAGGCGCUUCCACUUCUCCGCCCACGGCCACGGCCACGCCGGCCAAGCAUACGCCGGCGAUGCCUGUGCGCGAGGACUGCUGGUCGGAGGAAGCGACUCACACGCUCGUCGAGGCUUGGGGCGAGCGUUACCUGGAGCUGAACCGCGGCAACCUCCGCCAGAAGCACUGGCAGGAAGUCGCCGACGCCGUCAACGUCCGCCACGGCCACGUCAAAAAGGCUCGCCGGACGGAUGUCCAGUGUAAGAACCGCAUCGACACCUUGAAGAAGAAGUACAAGAUCGAGAAAGCUAGGGUUUCCGAAUUGGCCGGAACGUAUACCAGCCAGUGGCCCUUCUUUUCCCGCCUCGACUCUCUCAUCGGCUCCUCCUACAAGCCUUCGCCGACGCUGGCGCCGGCGCCAAGAGCUCACCGGAAGACACCCCCGCCGGCGCUCCCUCCCCCGCCGUCUUCGGUUCCGGUCGGUCCAAGGUCCAAGCGUCCGGCGGCGGCUCUUUCUCCGGCGCUGCUGGACAAUUCUUUUCUCCGGCGAAACUUCUCGGCGAUGGCUGCGGCAGCCGCGGCAGCGGCCGAGGCGGAGGAGGAGUCGGACACAUCUAGGUCUAGGUCGAGCGCGGGGAGCCGAAGGAGGGAAGGCCAUGGGGACGGGACGGAUGGGUAUCGGCGGCUGGCGGAGGCAUUAGAGAGAUUUGCGGACAUUUAUGAGAGAGUGGAGGAGGCUAAGCAGAGGCAGAUGGUAGAGUUGGAGAAGCAGAGGAUGCAGUUUGCUAAGGAUUUGGAGAUUCAGAGGAUGAAGCUUUUCAUGGAUUCCCAGAUACAGCUCCAAAAGAUUAAGCGGGCAAAGCGGACCUCAGAAGCUGCAGAGAGUUACUUGUAACCAAGACAGUCAUCGUUGGGGAACCACUUUUCAUGCCAUGCAGAUGCUGAUAUUGGAUAGUGGAGGUAGAUUUCCGUUUUACCCUCAAAUCACAUAGGUUUAUACUAACUUUGUAAAAGAGGAUGUCUUAUGAAUAGUACGUAGUUUGUGAAGUGUGGAUGAUAUUUGUUUUUUGUUUGUGGAAAUAUAUUUCCUUAGUUGUGAACUUGUGUUUUAUCUUCUUUUGCUCUAGGAAACAUCAAAAUUACAUCGAGAAAGGGUGAUUCAAAUGCAAUGUUUUGCUUAAUAUUUUUA